Molecule: messenger RNA, 1413 nt
Organism: Frankliniella occidentalis (western flower thrips)
Lineage: Eukaryota; Metazoa; Arthropoda; Insecta; Thysanoptera; Thripidae
Product: lipase 3-like
Exons: 8
Coding region: 57-1397 (446 amino acids)
Biological process (GO): lipid metabolic process
Molecular function (GO): hydrolase activity, acting on ester bonds
Source: RefSeq, a predicted model, not a curated record
GCGCGAGGCGUGCGGCGGCGCAGUCCAUCGAGCGAGUUAGCUGCGACCAGCAGGCCAUGUCUGGACGAGGCCAGGCACGCGGGCCCCGCACCCUUCUGGGGCUGGCCGCCGCCGUGCUCCUCCUAGCCCUGGCCCCGGCCGAGGGCGGCCGCCGCCGCAGCACCUCCGUCGAGACCGCCGCCGGCGCCAACCUCGCCAACGCACUCAUCACCAACCUCAACCGCUCCCUGCUCGCCAGGAUGGUGGCGCUGCCCGCCGUGCUGGUGGGCACCGUGUCGCAGAGCAUAGCGAAGGCCUCAGAGCCCGUGGAGGCCAACUUAUACGGGGCCAAGCUCAUCCUGCACUGGGGCUACCCCGCCGAGUCGCACCGCGUCCAGACGAGGGACGGCUACGUUGUCACGCUGUUCCGCGUGCCGUGGAGCCGGCGCAGCCCACCCGGCGCCGACCCCAGGCCCGUCGUCUUCCUGCAGCACGGCCUGCUGCAGACGGCCGACCAGUGGACCAUGCGCGGCCCGGAGAAGGACCUGCCGUUCCUGCUCGCGGACCUGGGAUUCGACGUCUGGAUGGGCAACUUCCGGGGCUCAGCGUACGGCCGUCGACACGCCUACCUCUCGCCCAAGAGCCAGAAGUUUUGGGACUUCGGGUGGCACGAGAACGCCGUGUACGACCUGCCCGCCAUGGUCGACUACGUGGGCGCGGUGACGGGGCAGCCGAGCAUGCACUACAUCGGCCACUCGAUGGGCACCACCACGCUGCUCGCCCUGCUGGCCGAGCAGCCCGAGUACAACCGGCGCAUCCGCGGCGCCUUCCUGCUCGCGCCCGUCGUCCACUUCGACCACACCUGGGGCCCGCUGGCCGUCGCCCGGGACACGCUCGCCGGCCUGGCGAGCCAGCGGCUCAUCGGUGAGGCGUUCCCCCGCGGCUCGGGCGACGCCUGCAAGGGGGCCGUGCAGCUGUGCACCGCCGUGUACAACGCAGCGGGCGGCUCCAGCCCCGGGGAGUUCAACUCGACGCUGUUCCGCAUCCUCAUCGGCCACUACCCGGCCGGCUCGUCCCUGGGGCAGCUGCUGCACUACCUCCAGAUCAUGGUCACAGGCGAAUUCAAAAAGUACGACUACGGAGAGAAGGAGAACCUGAUUCGCUACCGGCAGCCCAAGCCGCCCGAGUACCAGCUGGGCAACGUGGUGGCGCCCGUGUACCUAAACUACGCCGAAGGCGACCCCUUCUCGCCGGCGAAGGACGUCCAGAGGUUAGCCAAAGAAGUCCCCGGCGUGCGCCGGCUCAUGAAGGUGGCUCUCAGAGACUACGGUCACACCGACCACCUCUACGCCAUCCACUCCUACGAGCUAGAAUACAAACAGAUUAUAGACAUAAUGCUAGAUGACGUCCUUAGAUAAGCCAAAUAUAGUUAGA